This is a messenger RNA of Peronospora farinosa, 2889 nucleotides long. The record is from the annotation of a GenBank genome assembly. NCBI's taxonomy places the organism in Eukaryota, Oomycota, Peronosporomycetes, Peronosporales, Peronosporaceae.
AUGCCAGCCUCAAAGAAACGCAUUCAGAACCGCGGUACGCUUAAUGUAGGCACGCAACAAGUACCGGCAGCUCUGAAAGACUGGGUACAUAUCUGGCACGGUGUCAAGGUGAAUAAUGGAUUGGAAAACACGUCCAUUUUUCACGCUGGUUCCCGCAUCGAGGAGAUGCCGUUUUGGAAACAAUUCAUUCGAUUGCCGUCCAAUUCGCUUUUUCCAAGGGUGUUUACAAGCUUCAAUCCACGAAAACCGUACAAGGAUUUUCUAUAUGUGCUAUUGAAUAUGCGUUGGCCCAUGCUACUGAUGGUGCUACUGGCCAUUUUCAUGGCUAAUAUUUUCUUCUUUGCAGUCGUCACGUGCUUUAUCUGUGGAGAACCGACACAUUUUUUUGAGGCUUUUAACUUGAGUUAUCAGACCUUUACAACCAUUGGAUUCGGUGUAGUAUAUCCCACGAAGACGUGUGGAAAUAUGACCAUGUCAGUCGAGUCGUUUGCAUCCAUGAUGGUCGUUUCGGCUCUCACGGGUCUCGUGUUUGCCAAGUUUGCCAAGCCACAAGCGAAAGUCGCUUUCAGCAAAGUUUGUGUGGUGCAGCCCUACGGUAAGAAAUACUUGGCACUCGUCGUGCGAGUAGCGAAUGCCACACAGUCACGAGAUGUGACGCACGACGUUAUCAUGGAGGCUGCAUUCAAGGUUAAUUUGCUGCGUGUUGAGCACAAGACGAAGCAAGUUCGUGCUCAUGAAGAUGAAGUCACGCUAGAACGGAGACGUUCUCAGCCGAUUCAUCAUACACCUAUGACAUCGAACGGUGACAACGCGGUGAACGAUCCCGCUUGCUCAACAAAAGUAUUAACAUCGUACAACCUCAAGCUACUGCACUAUAAUUUCAUCACAUUUCGCAUGGGCGUGGCCGUAGUGCACCUGAUUGAUGAGAGCAGCCCGUUGUACGGGAUGUCGGAAUCCGACAUCGCCCAGUCUGAUAUGCUUGUCGAGGUCGCUAUGACUGGCGUCGACUCCACACUGCAGGACACAGUUUCCGAGCGAUACAUUUAUACAGCAGCAAAUCUGAUGUGGGGGUAUCGUUUUGCAGAGCUGAUCGAGUUCAACGAACGAAAUGCCGAAGUCAUCAUGAACUUUGUAAAAUUAAGCACAGUGGAUCCUGCCCCAAUCGAUAAUGCUCGUUAUCUCGAGUCAAUUCUCUCAAAGAGUGUACCUCAUGUCAGCCCCAGGGCUGAAGACAUCGGAUGUACACACGAUGUGGCCCACCGGCGCUCACAUCAGAAGUUAAGAUUGUCUCCUGACCAAGAAGACAAAUAUCUUUAUCAUGCUGAACCCACCCGUGAAGCUCUAUCGGAGGAUUCCGAACAAGUCAGGCUUAGUUCGAGAUCCGUAUCUUGGGACGGGCAAUCGUCUGCUUCGGACAAUGAUGCACCGGCGUUUCUUCACCCCCUUGUUUCAUUCUUGCAGAAGACUGGGCCGCAAAAGUUUGCCAUGGAACUUGAGCCACUAUUUGAACCAUUGCUACAGCAUCCAUUUGGAACACAGAGAAUACCGAAAGCUCCGUCAGCCGAAAGACGUGCUGCUCAGAGAGACGGCUUGCGAAAUGGGAAAGAGAAUGAGCUGGAAAUUGGACGAGUCGGACGUAACGGAGAGCAGUUGACAUCAAGUGAUGACUCACAUGUUCGUGCUCUAUAUGGUAGUAGGGCUUCUCACAAUAGCGACGUGGUGCAAGACUCCUGUGAAGGUCCCCAUGGCUUCCGAUCAAGAAAAUGGCUCCAACAAGAAAUGGCAGGGUCUGCGAUGAUCGAGGAUGACGCUAGCACAAUUUCUCACGAGGAAGGGCAGAAAGCUAAAUUUGUCAAUACUUUCGACAUUGACGAUGUUGAUGAUGAUGAGUAUAACUCGGACGAUGGUCGGAAAAAUGAUUCUAUACGUCAGCGCCAUCCUGUCGAGAGGAUGACGUCCGCUAUGUCAAUUGAAGUAGAAGACACGCCUCGUUUCUUGCGCAUUCUGCCCGUCCACAUCCCCAAGUCUUUCAGCUUUAUGCGGUUUUACCAGAGUGCUCUUUAUGUCCGCUGGCCGAAAAUUAUUCUGGUGUUUGUGCUGUCAUUCCUCGUCAUUAACUUCAGCUUUGGACUACUGUACUGGUUUGACUCGGAUCAUAUGGCAGUUUACAACGACAUGGCGGUCUCGAAGUAUGAGCUGGCGUUCUACAUGAGCGUUCAUACACUGGCGACUAUCGGCUAUGGAUCAAUUGCACCAAUGCCCCACUCGGUCUACAUGAACGUCGUUGUAUUCAUCGAGUCAAUGAUCGGGAUUAUUACGGUGACAAUCAUUACUGGCAUUGCUUGGUCAAAGUUUGCUCGACCGCGAGCACACAUUCACUUCUCGUCAAAAAUGACCAUCUCGACCAUCUACGGACACCGGUGCCUUGUCUUUCGUGCUGCUAAUACACGACACUCCGGCGAGGUGCAUGAGAAUUUCUUCCGCAUUGGUGUGAUUCUCACAAACCGGCGCACAGGAUUACGUCAGAUGUACGACGUGCCGCUUCUUACAGCCGAAUGGCCGUCCAUUAAACUUCCAGUGACACUCAUUCACGUCAUUAAUGAAAACUCGCCAUUCCACAAAUUUCGCUCCAUGAAAGACUUGUCUCAGUCCCGCGUAGCAGUUAUCGCAUUGCUCACGGGCCUCGAUACAACCUUUUCGGAGAAUGUUUACGCACGCAAAAUGUACUUCUGGGAUGACUUUGUAUACGACAUGCGCUUUGACGACUGUGCUGUCAUUGAACGGGAUCGCGUUAAUGUAGACUACGAACGCUUUGAUCGACUCAUUCGGGAGGACCGAGACGAGCAGAUUGUCACGACGCCUGUGCUCUCAAAUGAGGACUGCAAAUGA